Molecule: messenger RNA, 1406 nt
Organism: Caenorhabditis elegans
Lineage: Eukaryota; Metazoa; Nematoda; Chromadorea; Rhabditida; Rhabditidae
Gene: F25H8.2
Product: H/ACA ribonucleoprotein complex non-core subunit NAF1
Exons: 6
Coding region: 119-1291 (390 amino acids)
Biological process (GO): pseudouridine synthesis; box H/ACA snoRNP assembly; ribosome biogenesis
Cellular component (GO): nucleus; sno(s)RNA-containing ribonucleoprotein complex
Molecular function (GO): RNA binding
Source: RefSeq, marked reviewed
AAUGACAAACUAACAAACGACACUCCGAUUUCGCGUCAAAAAUUUUUUCAAUUAAAAAAUUUAUUUCGUUUUUAGGUUAAUUCUUUUAUUUACACUCAUUGCAAAAAUAUUAUCAAGAAUGGAGGAAGAAACAAUUAAAGUCGAAAAUCUGGAUGAUUCAAUUACUAUCGAUCGAAAUCCUGUGCCACUUGCUUUCUGUGCUCGACCAACACUUCCCGCAAAAAUUGGAAUGAAGACAGAAGAUGGAAUCGUCGAUCAACUUUUGGAUCUUGUUGAUCCUAUCACCGUUGUGAAUCCUACUGAAAUUCGCCAGGCUCCAUCAUUGAAAAGCUUCGGAUGCGACACUGAAAGUGAAUUUGAGUUUUCUGGAGAUGAUAGCGAUUUCGAAAAUAUCAACGAUUUACGAGCCGGUGCACUUGAUUCUGAUGAAGAGUUUGACAGGCUAGUAAAGUUUUCCGCAAAGAUUAUUGAGAAGACACACAAGUCAGAGUACCCGGAUGAAAAUGGAAAAAAGCAGCGGAAGCCAAAAAAGUCACAAAAAACGCGUAAUGUUCACGAGUAUGAUGAUAUGCCACCACUCGAGAAUCUCAGUAUUGAAUGUAAAGGACAAUUGCUGGAAUUUGGUUUUGUAAGCAAAGUCGUGGAUUGUCAAGUUGUUAUCAUUUCAACAUGCACAGAAGUUCUCGACUUCGAUUCAUUUCUUUUCGAUCAAAAAGGAAAUGCGUUGGGACAAAUUUAUGACAUUUUUGGACAAGUCAAAAAUCCACAAUACGUUAUUCGAUUCAAUUCUUGUGAAGAGGCAUCGAUGAUACCCAUUGACAUGAAAGUAUAUUAUGCUCCUACAGAAGAACAAUUUUCCAAAACUCCAUUCAAAGGACUUAAUCUUGCUGCAGCAAAUAGGGAUGCUAUUAAAUCCCUAAAUCGUCGCAUUGAUCAUCAAGAAGCUGUUGCAAAAGCUGGUGAAACGAUGGCUCAGGUUGGCAUCGGUAGUGACGUGGAGUUCAGUGAUGAUGAAGCGGAGAAAGAAUUUAAACGCACCACAUAUACCCAACCAGCUAGUCAAAUGUCAAGAGGAUUCGAUUCGAACAGAGGGCGAAAACGAGAUCGCCGCGGAGGACAAAAAGUUAGAUUUUCUGCUCAGAAUCCACCUGCCAGAUCGGAUAAUCUUGGGCCCAUCCCUCAGCAGCCAUCUGCGCCACCGCCACCUGCUCGUCCAGCACAAUCAACCGAAUCAAAUCCAUAUGCCGAAUUCGGAUGUCAUUCUGGAUUCAACGGACGUUUUGGAAUUUAAUUUUUUGUUAAAAUAUCGUUACACAUUGAAUACUUUGUUGGAUAUAUUGUAACAUUUUUUCGUUGUUAUUGUUGCACUUUUGGAAUUGACGCGUGAAUAAACUUCAUUUUUACAU